AAUUAUUAGAAAAUUUAUUUAAAGGUAAAUUUUACAAAAUAUUUAAAUUACAAUAGAUUUUUCAAAAAAUAAAAACAAAACGAAAUGUAGAAAAGUGUUAUGGGGUAAAGCGCUCUGGAUGCAAAAUACAGAGAAAUGGAUUAUGAAAGACAUGUGAAGAAGAUUACUAAUAUUAUAGAAUCUAAAAAAGCAUAGCUAACGAGCAAUUAAAUUGCAGAAUUUAAAGAAUCUUUUAUGAAUGCGAAAUCAGUAAAUAUUAAAUUUAAUGAUGUAAGUAGAUAACAAUAGAUUAACUAGUAAAAUGAAGCUAUGUUAUGUAAGUUGAUUGAAAUAUCUUAAGGAAAAUGCUGCUUUUUAAACUAACCUUAGUUUUCGAAUAAUACUACUCCAACUUCUCAGCAAUAAAAACCUCUUCAUUUACCAUACAGAUAAGAAAAGUUAAGAUAAAUUGAUGAAGAAAAUAAAUAACUUGCCAAAAGAUUAAUUGAGUAAAAAUCAUUUAUAAACCGCUAAAAAUUGCAAAAAGAUAUUAGCCAAUAUGAAAAACUGAAAAAGCAUAUGCAGAAAUUUAAAUCCUUAGGACACAUAUCUUAAAAACCAACUAAAUUACCUCCUAUCCUCAACAAAAAAACUGUUUUUACUGGAAAUCUUGAAUAAAAUGCUACCUUGGUAUAAGAAACUAAAAAUAAUUAUCUAGAGUAGAGAUAACAAUAAAAAAAGAUUGUCUAAGAUUACUUCUUAGAAGAUAGAGGAAGCUAUUCUAAUAGAAAUUAAGAUUAAAGUAAAAUUAAAUAAAUUAAUGAAAAUUAAUCUUAUAAAUAGGGAGCUCAUGAUAAUAAUCAUAUAUCUUAUUCAGAAUAAAAGCAAAAAUAAAAAUAAGAAGAAAAGAAUAAUGAAUCUCAUCAUGAUAAUACUAAAAAUCAUGAUGAAUAACGUAGGCACCAUGAAACAGAAAUUAAUCAUAAUAAUAAUGAGUAGACUAAUAAAAAUUCUUAAAACAGUAAGAGUACAAGUCAUCAUAAUGAUAAUUAAAAAGAUAAUAAUAUUAAGGAACACAAUAUAGACAAUCACAAUGAAUCACAUGAAAAUCAUAAAUAAUAAACAACCUAAAACCACUAAGUAAAAAAUAAUGAGCAUCAAGAAAAAAACUAAGAAGAAAGCAGUAAAUAAAACAAAGAAGAGGAACAUCAACAAUCUAAAAGUAAAGAAGAUUAAAUGCAUAAAGACUAAGACCAUCCAAAACAAGAAUAAUCAAAUUAAGAAAAUAAGAAAGACGAAAAUCAUAAUGUACCAAAUGAAAAUAAUGAAGUACAACAUGAAUAGUAAAAAGUGGAUGAGUAAACAAAUACAAAGCAAGAAAAUGAAAAUCACCAUGCAGAAAAAAGCCAUCCAAAAAUUGAGUAAAACGAAGAUAAAAACAAUUAAAAAGAAGAUGGAGAUAAUAAUCAUCAUAAUGAAGAAAAUUCUCCAUAAAAAAAAGUUAAUUCAUUAACACAUAUAGAAGAAUAAGGAAAAUAAGAUGCUUCUAAGUCAAAAAGCAAAGUCGAGCUAGAUUAAGAACACUAAUAAAAGAGCAAAAACGAGAUAAAAUAAGAAAACUGA
Molecule: messenger RNA, 1602 nt
Organism: Tetrahymena thermophila SB210
Lineage: Eukaryota; Ciliophora; Oligohymenophorea; Hymenostomatida; Tetrahymenidae
Exons: 1
Source: RefSeq, a predicted model, not a curated record